Messenger RNA from Phymastichus coffea, 4750 nucleotides. RefSeq names its product protein held out wings (gene how). Gene Ontology annotation, molecular function: mRNA binding. The record is from RefSeq and is a predicted model, not a curated record. Gene Ontology annotation, biological process: regulation of mRNA splicing, via spliceosome. The transcript has 8 exons. Lineage: Eukaryota; Metazoa; Arthropoda; Insecta; Hymenoptera; Eulophidae. Bases 377 to 1405 code for a protein of 342 amino acids. Gene Ontology annotation, cellular component: nucleus.
UCCUCUCAGUCUGUCUCUGUCUCGCUGGCGGGGCCGAACCUCGUAUAUGUGUGUAUGUGUGUUUUUCCUUGCAAUAAACAGCAGCAGCAGCAAAGUCGAAAGCCUUCGUCAGUUCAGUUUGAGCAGCCGUGCAAUAUAUCAGUGCGUGCUCCGAGAGAGAGAAGGCCCAAAAAAAAUAACCGAGCGCAAGAGAGCCAUAACCUCUUUCCACUCAGCUCGCUCUUUUGAGGCUGAAAUUCCGCGAGUAGUGUAGCUGCUACUCUCUCACUCUGCACUCAUGCUGCGAGGUUAGGAAAAACUCAAAGCUCGUCGUGUGUUAGAAACUGAUUAGCAUUUUAACUCGGUCGAGAGCUAGCUACAGCACACAGCAGCCAAGAUGUGCGAUCAAACUAUAAGCACUACGCAAAGCAUCGCCGACUACCUGUCGCAGUUACUCAAGGACAGGAAACAGCUUGCUGCCUUUCCCAAUGUCUUCAUACACGUCGAGCGUCUACUCGACGAAGAAAUAGCCAAAGUGAGGGCGAGCCUCUUCCAAAUCAGCGGCGUGAAGAAGGAUCCACUGGUGUUGCCCGACGCGGAAGGCGAGGUGACAACGCUCACGGAAAAAGUCUACGUACCUGUCAAAGAGCAUCCAGACUUCAAUUUUGUGGGAAGGAUUCUAGGACCACGCGGUAUGACAGCCAAGCAGCUUGAGCAGGAGACUGGAUGCAAAAUCAUGGUCCGAGGCAAAGGAUCGAUGAGAGACAAAAAGAAGGAGGAGAUGAAUCGAGGUAAGCCAAACUGGGAGCACCUGACAGACGAACUGCACGUUCUGCUGACGGUCGAAGACACGGAGAAUCGCGCCAAAUUGAAGCUUGCGCGCGCCGUCGAGGAAGUCAAGAAACUUCUUGUGCCCGUGCAAGCCGACGGCGAGGACGAGUUGAAGAAGAGGCAGCUAAUGGAGCUCGCAAUCAUCAACGGAACUUACAGAGACUCCAACACCAAAGUCGCCGCAGUUGCAGCGUUCGAGAUUGCAGCUUGCGACGAAGAGUGGAGGCGCGUUGCCGCUGCCGCUGCUGAGAGCCAGCGUCUUCUGCCAGGCUUGGCAACGCAAAUGCGCACGACGAACGCGCCGCUGGGCGCGCCACUGAUCCUGUCACCAAGGAUAUCGGUGCCGACCACCGCCGCAUCGCUGCUCAAUGGUUCCGGCCCACCAGGAGCAUCACUCUUGUCGGCCGGCGAUCCACACGCUCUGAUCUACGCGCCGUAUCCCGAUUACGCCAAUUAUGCUGCAUUGGCAAGCCCAUCAUUACUCACCGAGUACGCCACGGCUGACCAUUCUGGUGCAGCGGGCGCUGUGAAGCAGCGUAGGCACUUGAGCCAGAUACGAGAGCACCCCUAUCAGAGGGCGGGCGCGCUCUCGUGAGAAGGCUUGCGGAGUGCUAACAAUGGAGUUAUCCACACUCGUCUCGUACUCUAACACCUGUAAGGACCGACAAAAAUCUAAUGGACACAAAAAACAAAAAAAAACAAAAAAAAACAAAAGAAAAAAAACACGCAGAGCGUUCGAUCGCGACCAAUCUCGCUCUCUCACAUUUUUUCUCUCUCUAUCUCUCUCACUCGCCGCCUCAUGAUAUUGGAGAUACACGCGGAGAAGAACAAGUCACCUCUUCUUUCUUGAUUUUUUUGUUAAUCCUUUCAUCCUUUCCGGAAAACAAUAAUUUUUGAUUAAUUUAUUUUGCAAAGCAAUUUUACAAAAAGUUUUGGUAGUUUUUUCUUUAUUAUUUUUUUUUAACGGUAUAGAUUCUUUUUUGAAACGCUUAGUUUUUAAAGAAAACGAACGUUGCUUUUUUGAAACCUUUUUUAUUUAGCUUUCGAUGCGAUGCAGUGAAUUUUAGUAGAAAACAAAAGGCAAUAUGUUUUUUUUCUCCUUCCUACUUUGUCGAAUAACGAGAUUGAGAGAGUACCGAGUUUUUAAACGGGAGGACGAUGGAAGAACAAAUAGAGCUAGUACGACGGAGGAUGGCAACCCCACAAGAGGAGGAAUCUCAAGUGUACUUACGAACCGAAGAGAGAGAAAAAAAUAAUGACGGAGAGUAGGAGGCGACGAUACUCAUUAAUUAUUAGCUUCCCGAAGAAGAAGUCGAGCACAGGUGAAGAUUUAACAAGAAAGAAAAAUUAUAUGUACGAGAGGCGCCCAAUCUCUUCUUCUUGGCAAUAUUUUUAUAAAAAUACGAGCAAUCGAAUUUUUAUUAGUCUUUAAGCCGACACGCAAAUGAUAACAUGUAGUGUAGAAAGGUCGAUAAUCUAUCUAUUGUUAUGAACAAUUUUUUUCGCCGUUUCGCGCGAAAUUAAACAAAGAGUAUAAAUAUAUAUAUAUAUAUACAUAUAUAUAUAUAUAUAUAGAUAGUUAUAUGUGUUUAAAAAAUUUAAGAAAAAAAUACAAAUUAUAUAAGAGAUGCAUAUAUACGUAUUUAAAUACAACACAUCAGCGUUGUUUGAAGCCGAGGCAAGAGACGCUCGAAGAGAUUGUUCGAUUUACUUAAUAAAACAACAACAAGAAUAUGUAGAGUGUGCGAAAGAAAAGCUACGGAGAAACGUGAGGAAAGUAAAGCUAUGUCAAUUUAAGUCGCGGAGUAGCAAGCGAAAAAGUUUAAACAAAAGAAUGGGCUUCGCGUUGUCGACGAUGCGUGCGCGCACACGCGAAUAUAUUUUUUGUUAAUUCAGUUUUUGGGGCCUGCCAUACGAUUUAAUUGUAAGGACAAACGUAUAUAUGUAGUUGAAAUACGUCUCAACGACUGUCCCCCUUCAAACAGCAGACAGGCAUACAAUUUACAAAAAGAUAACUGUGUGUAAGAAUUUUUAUUUUAUCACUCGUAAUAUAGUUUUAUGUUAGGGUUUAUUUCUCUUCUCAUUAUUGUAGAUCACCUUUACAUACGCAUUUUCUUUUUGUUUUCUCACUGUCCGUGCGACCCAAAGGAGAUUUUCACUGAACAAAACAUUUCUAGAGUAACUAAUCGUUAAGGCAGUUCUUACAAUCAUUAACUUGAGGGUUGUUUUCUUUUUCUUUGACAGAGUGUAAUUUUUCGAAUUUCAUUUCGAAGUGUAACUUGUUGACCAUAUAUCAAGAACUAAAUAUCAAAUUUGCUUGUUGAAUUUUAGAAAUUUCUCCGCCGGGGUCAUAAGUGCUUUAAAAGCUAUGCCUUUGUACAUAAUUAAUCACUAAGUGAUUUUCAAUCUACUUAAGUUUCGAUAUCAUUUGCAAUAUGACAUUUUGUCCGUUUAAUUAAAUCAAUAUACUGAUUCAGUUUAUAAUUAUUUUACAGUAUAUCGUACACUACGUAAAUUUACCAUAAUCAGUUUAAGAUUGUUAAAUAACGCAAUGACUGUUUUCGUUUUUUCUCUAUACAAUGUUACUGGAUGUUAAUCCUGUCAGAAUCAGCACUCGAUUUUAAAUAUGAAGAUAAUAAUACAUAUGUUUUAUCGCACAACCAACCAAAUCAAAGGUUCUAAAAAUUGCCGCAACUCUUAAAUGUAAAGAAAAUGAAAAUGUUAUGUUGCAUUAUUUAAAUGUUCAAAAACCAGUUGCAAUAAUAAUGUACACAUUAGUUGUGUAGUCUUACAAAAAUUCUAUCUUGAAUAUUGCAUAGCUCUUUUUUGUAUUUUAUAGCGACUUCGGCAUGUGCCUUAGAUCUAGUGCAAAAUAACGUGGCAAUAAAUAAUUACUACCCAUUGCUAUUAAUAUUAUUUUUAUUAGGUUAAAUAUUUAUGUCGUAAACAUUACGGGCAGCGUUGCAAAUUCAUUAAUAAUUUUUAUAAAUAUAUUUAAAGAAAUCUCUAGAAGAUCUGAUUAUAUAAUCAUUAUUAUAAUUUGUAGAUUCUAUUGAAAAACUGAAAGAAACGUUAGAUGAAUUACCGUAUUUCGUGUUUUUUUGACUUCGAAAAAGUUUAUAUAUAUGUGUGUAUGUAUACGUAUGUAUAUAUAUGUGUAUAUAUAUAUAUAUAUGUAUAUAUACAUAAUGUGUGUGUGUAGAUUUUUUUGCGAUAAGACUAUAUCAAGAAGAAAGGUAUAUAUAGAAAAAAUAUAUGUAUAUGUUACAUGUACUACAGAAAAAGUUGUAUGAAAGAUAAGUAGGAAAUGAAUGAGGGAAUCGACUCGUCUGGAGAAAAUCCUUUUGACAAAAAGCAAUAAUCAGUUUUAUUCCUUUUAAGAGAUAUAGAAACUAUAUAAGUCGUCAUUAUCUGACAAUAGAAAUAUAUAUAUUCGUGAAUCAUUUUCUUUCUUCGUGUCAACUUAAGUAAUAAUAUGUAAUGUGCGGUUUUACAUUUGAACAAGCGGAAUCUCACGUUCGCGCUUUUUCUUCUUCCUUUUCUGUUUCGCUUUUUGCACUCGGAAUGCCAUCGAUCGCAACGAUCGAUGUACUUCUACGAAUAACGUGCCUUAUAUAUUUCAUGUUUUUCUUGAUUGUUUGUUUGUAACUGAUUUGGUUUGAGAAGUUCUACAAAUUAUUGAUAUGUGUUAACGAGAAGAAAAGAAAAUAGGCAAGUUUAAAGUUUCACAAACAUGCCGGUAGAGUUUUCUUUUUGUUUUUUUUUUCUUUUCUAUUCAAAGAUCUGCGUGUAGUAAGAGAGAAAUUAACGAAACUUUAUCGCACAAAGUUCAGUGACAGAGGCAUAUUUUUAUUACUUAUAUUCAACUGUUAUAAAAUGCGAUAAACAGUUAUAGCAGCACUGGAAUAAAAUAAAUGUCACAAAACGUAUCAUUUUUUAU